Messenger RNA from Dendrobium catenatum, 1547 nucleotides. RefSeq lists its product as uncharacterized. Bases 669 to 1547 code for a protein of 292 amino acids. Lineage: Eukaryota; Viridiplantae; Streptophyta; Magnoliopsida; Asparagales; Orchidaceae. The record is from RefSeq and is a predicted model, not a curated record. The transcript is spliced from 7 exons.
AAUUCUAGAAUCAAUAUGAAAUCUAUUUAUUUAUCUCUCUCUCCCGUUGAAGAGGAGCUAAAAGCCUAAAAGCUUCAUUUAAGCGCUUGUAAUCUCCUUUAAUCGUCCCAUUUAUGAUCCAUUUGACUGUUCGUUGUCAUUAUGGUGGCUGCAAUUGUAACUUUCAAAUCCUUUAUUGCAAGUUCUGCUCAGUAGCGGUUUCUGGUCUCCUCCUGGUUCUCUGCUGAGUUAACCCCCCUCCAUUUACCCUUUUUAUCUACCGCCGAGCUCUAUUUUCGUGUUAGUUCUUGUUUAAAGCUCCCAUUUUUCGCCAUAGAAAUAUAUUCUCUUGCUUCUCUCUGAUUAUUUCAUCUCUAUCUGAAGCUUAUGAUAUCCUUUUAGCUUUCUAUUCGAGACCCCUUUGAUUAUUCUGGUUAAAAAUAGUAACUUUUGAUAGCAAUUUGAGCUCAAAAGGGUUUUUUUUUUGGCCACUGGGUGCUCUCUUUCUCAUGUUGUUGGUUUCUGAUGAAGGAUCUCGUUUUACUUUCAUUAGCCUGCUUGGCCUUUUCUCCUACGGCAGCCACAGUAGAUUAUUCCUGAUUAGUUGUGUUAGUUUUGUGCUGUUUUGGUUUGGCUAAGUUGCGCUUGGGUCUGCGUGGGCCUUAAAGCUAGGGUUUUUCCGGCGAUAUAUGAUGGGUUGGAUGGAAGGGAACCUUGCUGGCUCUGUUCUCGGCGUUCUGAUUUUUCUGUUGGUCAUUUUUGAAUCCAGAGAAUCAGUGGCUCAUCCUCCAUUAAUAUCACCUUCAAAGCCCAAUUUUGAGUCCCAUAUCGUUGAGGAAAUAGUACCAUCAGUGCAACCCAGUGCUUCCUUGGACAGUACUGGUAAAUCCCUUACCAUCAGAAAUUCAGUCCAAGUAUCUCGUACAAUUUUAUUCUCAACUAUGGAGGAGCAUAAUUUGCAAAGAGAAAGAAAUCUUGAAGGAUAUCAAGCACCAGAUGUUCAUCAUGUCACAGAGAACAACCUAUCUUCUGCACAUGAUAACCCUCCAGCAACACAAAUCAGAGAGGGAGGUGAUAUUGGUUCAACAUCCCUAAAUGGUUCUCCAUUCACAUUGCAACAUGCCCCAGCUCCAUCUCAAAGAAAGAUUCAAAAUGUUCAGCCGGAUUCUGAAGGAAUACAUCCAUCAAUGUCUUCUCCAUCACUUGCAAAAGGCUUCAACAGUCUGCCAAUGUCCUCAAUGGCUGCAACUCCAACAGAAACAUCAAGCCAUUUGUCUCCCAAAAACUAUUCACACUUCAAAGGAUCAUCCUCACACAUUUCACAUCCACAAAAUGAAGCAAACACUGCACAUGCUCCUUCAAACUCACCUCCCCAUUCUCCAGAAAGAAGAAAAAUUCACAGACCAAAGCCUGCACCAGCAAUUUCACCUACUGAGAAAAAAAUUGACAGAAUUGAAGGAAGCACUGUUUCAUCCCCAUUUUUUCUGCAUCCGCCAUCAUCGCAACCUUCUGGUUGGAUUAUAUUUCUGAAUUAUCAUCAUCACUAUUCAUUACUGAAUAUGUCCUAG